AUGGCCUCUCCGUCUCUUCAACAAACCCACCGCGAUUGGCUCGCACUCACUCUUUCACCGCCGUCACCUACACACUCUCCGCCGCCACCAAACCCUUUCUUCUUUGAAUUCAUCCCAUUACCACAACCACCACAAAACCCUCUUCUCUUUGAAAUCAUGUACCCACCCUUCAAUCAAGAACACAAACGCGACUCCCCAUCGGAAGAUUCAAGCUCCGGCGAAGCCCCACCUUCCAAAAAAACACGCCGGAAGAAGAAGAAGAAGAACCCGCCGCCGAAGACCGAGAACACCACCAUACCCCCACCGUUCCCAUGGGCGACUACAAAACGCGCCGUCAUUCACACCCUCGACCACCUCCGCUCCCACCGCAUAACAACCAUCACCGGCACCGUCGCGUGCAAGCGCUGCCACGAGGAAACUUCCAUCGCGUUCAAUUUGGAGGAGAAGUUCAACGAAGUGGCGCAUUUCAUCGAACACAACAAGUGCGUUCUCCAUGACCGUGCACCGGAAUCUUGGAGCAGCCCCGUGCUGCCACCGUGUUCUCGGUGCGGCACCGAGAACAGCUUGAAGCCGGUGAUCACGAAGAAGAGAAGCAUCAAUUGGUUGUUCUUGCUGCUGGGUCAGUGGAUUGGGUGCUGCAAUCGGCUACAUUUGAAGUAUUUCUUGAAGCAUGCUACGGAUCAUAGAACUGGAGCUAAGGAUCGGUUGGUUUAUGCGGUUUAUUUGGGUUUGUGGAAACAAUUGCAACCUCAAGAACCCUUUGAUUACAAUGCAUAG
Lotus japonicus is the source of this 777-nucleotide messenger RNA. RefSeq lists its product as uncharacterized. The transcript has a single exon. Lineage: Eukaryota; Viridiplantae; Streptophyta; Magnoliopsida; Fabales; Fabaceae. The record is from RefSeq and is a predicted model, not a curated record. The coding region runs from base 1 to 777 and encodes 258 amino acids.